AUGGAUGGUUCUCCCGUGAGACCCGUUGGACAUUUGGAGAAGUUUCUGAUUCAUCAGCACCUUGUGAGGUUCUACAACAACGUGCAAGUCACUGCAGUUUAUACUGUUCCAAAUACCGAAUUCAAAUUCAACAACGACGACAUCCAAUGGCUUGUUUACAAAGCUAUAGGGAAAACGUUGAAUCGUCAUCCAAUCCUAGGAGUUGCUGUUAGAAAUGAAGACAGCCCACAGCCAGAGUGGAUAAGACUCGAACGGGUCGAUCUUCGGGAAAUCGUACGAUUCAUCGAGACGGAACCAAACAUGACGAAUCUCGAUGCUUGGAUACAAGAUGAACACCAAAAUUCUUUCCACAAGCCUCAAGAGCUUCCCCUCUGGCGGUGUACAGUGGUUGUUCCUCCCCAAGCGCCUGAAACAGUGGAUGCUGUGGUCUUUGCUCUUUCAUUCUCGUUCCAUCAUGCCGUUGGUGAUGGUUUGUCUGGGGCAGCUUUUCAGAAGACGUUUCGCCAAUCUUUGAAUGAGAUUAUAUCCUCAGUUGAGACUAUUCGCAGUGAUUUUGAUCUUACCGGAAAGGAGGUAUUGGAGGUGCCCAAACUCGCCUUGGUGCCAUACCUCGAAGAAAGCAUGGCGCUUCCUCUCACUCCACUUUUCAUGCUAGGAAAGGUGUUUAAAACGUAUCUGUUUUCUCCCGUAGAUACGCAAGAGUGGUCUGGGCCCUCUAUUCGGGAUAUCCGACCACCCAUUAGCCAUCUUCGAAGUUUUCAUCUGCCACAGGAAGUCGUGAGAAACUUACGAAGUGGUUGCAGAAGGCACCAAACAACAAUCACGGCUCUUAUCACAGUCAUUGUGGCUCGGGCCUUGGCUUUGUUACAUCCCACUCAUAGUCGAUUUGUUGGUGCAGUACCAUUCUCGCUAAGGAAGUUUUCGAAGCAUUCGCCAGAUGACAUGGGAUGCUACACAGCAAUUGCGGAACCAUACUUUUCUUCAGAGAGAAGCCCGCCAUGGGGCUACAUCUCAUGCCGAUCCAACGGCAGGCCUAAUUCGUCAAAGGGUCUUUCUAAAGACGACUCACUGUGGAGAGCCGCUCAAUCAUGCAAAGACGUUAUCCGCACAAGAAGUGAGUCAACUUCGAACCUCUCUGUUGGCUUGACAAAGUUUGUCGGCGACUACCGACAGCACUUCUUGAACAUGAUUGGAGAGAAAAGACGGCAUGCCUUUACCGUUACCAAUAUCGGAGUCAUUGACGGCGGUAUAUCCCUACCGGUGGCUCUACAAGGCGAUGAAAAGGCAGUUUGUGACCGAUUGCUAUUUUCUGUAGGGGCAUCAACGAACGGCUCUCCGUAUUCUGUUUCCGUAGCAUCCGCUACCAACGGUUAUAUGUCUGUUACUUUAAAUUGGGAGAAAGAAACAGUGGAAGAAAGCGACGCAAAUAGCCUUCUGGAAUCUUUAGACAGCGAACUGAAUCGUCUAGCUCAACUCGAGCUGGAGGUAUAA
Messenger RNA from Colletotrichum truncatum, 1491 nucleotides. RefSeq lists its product as uncharacterized. Gene Ontology annotation, molecular function: N-acetyltransferase activity. The record is from RefSeq and is a predicted model, not a curated record. Lineage: Eukaryota; Fungi; Ascomycota; Sordariomycetes; Glomerellales; Glomerellaceae.